UCAGACUGGGCGCCACACGAGCAACGUCGAUUCUCAGAAACGUUGCUAACCUCUCCCAUUCCCAGUUGAAUAUCUCCCGCUUUCUCCUCCUCCUCCUCCUCCUUCUCACAUCUCAGCGCUCGUGUACACUGGACACGCUCCUCCAGAUUUUGUCUUUGUGUCCCUUUACGCCUCCGUACUCCAGGAAACGGGAUCCCCUCUUACGCUCGGAAGUGAAGGGCCAAUGAACGAACGAGGCGAGCUUCUGGACCAAUUGUGAGCGUCCGUUUCCGAGGGCUGGUCUUACUAUCCCACGCGGACCUGACGUGGCUACUCGCGGCUCGAGGCCACUUAGUCGGCGCUCGGGCACGGCAGCGGACGAAAGCAAGAGUGUUGAGUGAGUGAUUUUGUCGACACUAACAAUUAAUUCUGGUGAGAUAUGACUCUUGUAUCAAGCCGUUAGUGUUUUGGAGGUUGUUUUUGGUGCGUGUGGAUUUUAAACAGUUUUAUAGACAUGCAAAUUAAACAAAAUUAGUGGAAAUAAACAGGAACAAUAAACAGAAAAAAAUGUAGAUUGCGACAAAGAUAUCGUGACAAAUGACAGUCUCAUAGAGGGAGAAGAUUGAUAAAAAAAAAAAGAAACACCUAUAAUACAUUGUUCAGAAACAUAACUUUUGGGGAAAAGAAAACGACAAGAGGUAGUAGUACGAGGAUACGGAAAAGAGAAUGUUGCAACUGGAAAAGCGAGUGGUGUCAGUGGAAGAACAGCCGCGCCGUGUCUUAGGCCUUGCUACAUGGCGGACACCCCCACAACACACACACGAAUCACCGCCCACCCAGCCCAGACUCUGCCGGCCGCCGCUGAAACCUUUCGCUGCAGCACAGAAACGUGAGUCAGAGAUUGUGAGAGUGGCGCCUGCCACGUGGUAAAAGGGAAGAAAACGAGGGUGAGGGAAAGAAAUAAAGGGUUAAGAGACGCAGAGAAGAGGAGGCUCCAAUGUGGUGAUAAGAGCCAUACCGGCCACUGUCGCGUUAGUGUCAUGGUCGUCACCGAGCUGUGCGGAACGCCCGAGAAAGCUGAAGCACACACCACACACACGCACACAUACAUACGUGUACUGCAUAUUACACAAGUGCCUCGCUGCGGGGGCUCUCAGAUCCGCCCCGCCUGUCGCCGCUGGAAAUUUGCUGAAUUUUCUCAGACUUUCAAGCGAAGGAACUUCAAAAGACACGCGUCAUUCCUCUUUUCCAUAAAAGAUAUAUUUCUGAAAACACAAACUCUCAAAGUCAUGUCUCCUUAAAAGUGAGUGUCACAGAAGUGAGCUGACUUGCUAAACAAUUAAGUGAACCAGCACAGGGUCACCUAGAACGAUACUGGUGAUGUCGAACAUAUCAGCUGUUCAAGACUCCGGGCCUGGGGAGCCAUACCUUAUGCUGGGCAUGGUAGUGACGAUAAUGGUGAUGGUGAUAGGCUCCAUUGGAAACCUCCUCACCCUCUUCACCCUCUCCCACCAGUUCUACAUGCCCCGGAAAUACAGGCACAUAAAGGACAUGACGCCAGACACAGUGCUCAUCAUCAACCUGGCCUUCGCUGACCUCUUCUACAGCGCCAUCAGUCUUCCCUUCAUGUUCACCACUUACUACCGCCUCUCCCAAACGGAGCGGGAUCCAUGGGAAGAAGGUAACACAAACUGCAAAGUGUCGGCCUUUAUUCGGUACGCUAACGCCAUCGCCGAGUGGACCACGCUGGGUCUCAUGGCUCUGGAGAGAUGUGUCACGAUCUACAACUUCCGUAACUGCCGUGGUCCCAGCCGGUUCUUCACCACCUUCAAGACCAUCUGCUACUGCUGCAGCAUCUGGUUGCUCGCCAUCUUCCUCCAGUUACCGACAUUCUUCGAUAAAUUUGGCACUUUCGGUUACAAUGCAGACUUCGUCAAAUGUGAUUUUAUCGACGUCAACGAGACCCAGAGCCUUAUUUCCCCCCGCAUGGUGUUCUUCGCCCUGGAGAGCGCUGUGCCCUGCGUCCUCAUCCUCAUCGGCUACCUGGUCAUCCUCUUCCAGGUGUACUCCUCCUCUGCGGCCCUCAGCAUCUUCGGGUCCUACUCAUGCCAGAGGAUGAUCGCCAUUCGCCGGUCUCGCACCACGGGGGUCAUCGUGAGGCUGCUCUUCGUGUACCUGGUGUGCGUGAUCCCCAUCUGCGUCUUCAACCUGGUGGAGAUCCCCAAGCCGGGGGCGCACAAGAACGCGGGCAUCGUGAUGUACUGCAUCUACUGGCUGCAGUACUGCAUCAACAACUUCAUCUACGUGGUGAGCAACGGACGCUAUCGACGAGCAUACUUCCAGUUCCUGUGCUGGAUCACCUGCCGCCCCGUGCCCGUCCCUGCCCUGCCUUCCACCGUGUGGCAGCCCAAGCGGUGCCAGAUCUACACCCUCCCCAGCUCCUCCAAUCUUCAAGAAUCUUUCGACUCGCGCUUCAGGACGCUGUCGGAGUGCGAAGAGGCACGGCGGCGAAUGCAGCAGUUUGGACUUCACGGCACCUCCCUUGGUUCCUUUUCCUCUGAGGGGAUAAGUUGUAGCCUAAAGGAGGCAGUCCACCCUGAUCUUUCCCUCAGCCACAGCCCCAUAAGUUGCCUGUCUCUGCAUCACUCUGCCAGCCUGAGCUCCACCUCCAGCCUUCAGACGCUGGUUAGGGAAAAGACUCGGUCCCGCCACUUAAGUCAUUCGGUGAAGCAAGACCUGAAGGAAGCGGGACACAAACUGCGGCGGACCUUUUCAUGCUGAGCGUGGCGUAGCUCUGCCUCACCGCCCUUGAUCCACAUGCUGUUCACGCCUCGCCUUGUCGCCUCCAUUUUCGACCACCCUCGCGCUCAUUCCUAUUUAUCUUGAUUAU
Messenger RNA from Scylla paramamosain (green mud crab), 2869 nucleotides. RefSeq names its product G-protein coupled receptor moody-like. The transcript is spliced from 7 exons. The coding region runs from base 1360 to 2760 and encodes 466 amino acids. Gene Ontology annotation, biological process: G protein-coupled receptor signaling pathway. Gene Ontology annotation, cellular component: membrane. The record is from RefSeq and is a predicted model, not a curated record. Gene Ontology annotation, molecular function: G protein-coupled receptor activity. Lineage: Eukaryota; Metazoa; Arthropoda; Malacostraca; Decapoda; Portunidae.